AUGCGUACUCGUUCACAGCAAGCUUCGCCCGGUGGCUUCGUGUCACUCGAGGAAAAUGCCCCACGUCGGACCAGGUCUGCGAGGAAUGCUGCGCACCAGGAACCUGCAACGUCAGAGCAACCCCCGACCCGUGCAAAGUCUCAGCGCGCACCUAAGAAGACGAAUACCACUACCACAAAAAAGCCCACAACCAAGACCCAGACACGGAAAGCUACUACAACGAAGCGCACGACGCGCCAGUCGACACGCAAAACCGACAAACCCAUUUCAGACGAAGAUACCCAGCCCACCCAUACAGAGGAAGACCUCGCCACAGAUACCACGGCUGCAGAGAUGACUACCCCCAGGGAGGACCCGGAAAUUGUCGAUCCAACACCCGCAGCAUCUGAGAACGAAAACGCUGAUUGUGAGUACAUUCCCUGUGUUUCUCACCCCCCUAUGGUCCCCCAAUCCCCCAAGAAGUCCCAGGAGAUCGAUUGUUUUGAUGGCCCGGAUCCCCGGGGUAUCAGGGCUGCCUCGUAUCUCGAAUCCUUCAUCGACGAGCUAAGUAGUGUCGGCUCGCCUCUCUCUGAGAGGUCGAAGACGCCAUCCUGGACGUCGAAGGAUGAGACCGAGGCAGCCCUGGCACCGCGUCCCGCGCAGGAGUCGGGCGCCACCAACUUUGAGACAUCGGCAACCACAAAGAGAGUCUCACUCCCGACUCCUGCCGCGGAAGAGCGCACCUUUGAGCCACCUGCGGAACCAACCGUGGCGGAGCCAAGGGGAGUCACCGUCGUGACAUCCCCUGAGCAGUUCAACACUGCCUCAUUGGCUUCCGCUGCGGGCUCCGGAGGAGUGGUGGUCGUCGAGGACGAGCGGGUGGGCGCACUUAUUGCGUCCUUUGCCAGAUUGUCCUUGGAUGAUCUCGCGCCUCGCUUGUCCAAUGAAGCGGCUGCCACUCUGAGGGAGUCGACUACCGCGUCGUUCGGAAAGCCUGUUGAGCCCGCCCGCGUCACUCGCCGAAGCCUUCGCGCUUCUCGACAAGAGUGGAUUCGGGACUGGGCUCAACAGGUCCCUUCCACGGGCUUCUUUCAUCCCAUCACAGGGCAGCUCGUGGAAGGGCCGUCGGCGUCGGUUGAGUUGGCGGGGGAUCUCGCGUCCAACCGUGAGCCCCCGACCCGUUGGUUUGGGGUCCUGGACUACAUCCUGCGAAGGCGACGCCGUGAGGUUCAAGUGAUGUCGCCGCUGCAGGAAGAAUCGCAGAGUAGUCCCGGCCCCGGCUCAGGGGUUGUUGCUCUCAACGCGGUGGCUCCCCGGGAAAUCCGGGCCAAAAGGCCACAAAAGAACAAGGGGCUAACAAACCCGCCAGUGACCCGGAAGCGUGCCCGGGCAGAUUCUAGCGACGAAGAGACCCAAGGCCCGCAGACGCCUGCCGCAAACAAGCGGCGUAACCUUGGCCCCCCCGGCAGCACGCCGUAUCGACCCGCAACCCGGCCGCGCUCCCUUACUGCGAACAUUACUCCGUAUUCUGAGAGACUUCGGAGACGGCAAGCCGAAAGAGAUGGCCGUAUCCACUCCACCUCGCUUCGCGUAUCUCAAUUGCUGGCCCAGCAAGAAGCUGACCGGCGCCGCCAGGCAGCAGAGUCUUCUGCGCCCCCAUGCUCUGAGCUGCCGCGUACCACCUUUGAUUUCUCUCUUGAUAAUGCUCAGGAAACCAGUCAUGAUCAAGAGCAGUCGCAAAGCUUACAGGAACAGUCUUCUACGCCCGAGCCGCCGGCCACUCCGGAGCGCCAGAGUGGUUGGAACCUCCGUGGUCUGCUCAACUCCGUACCUCGCACCUUCACAAGGAUCCUACCCUCUUUCAGGAGGACCCCCGAACCUACUCAAGUGCAAGCGCCCCCCCAACCAUCUUCGGAGCGUAUUGGUCGGACGCAAACCUCUCAGGCGUCCUCUAGUGUUUCUCAGAGCCAAGCACAGAGUAGCCGCAGAUCCAGCGAGGAGCCACCUCAAAAGCGCCGUCGCAAGUCUUGGUCUCUCUUUGCGCAACCCUUUGAUAGGUCCCUCUACCUUGGGGACAUCCCUAAAAAGGAUUCAGCAGCCCCGUCUUCUGCUCCGUUACUGUCUCGCCCCGUUUCCAAGCCAUCAACAGAAGAAACAACACCGCAAGAAUCAGCCACGCCAGACGCCCAGAAAGAUGUAGGCGUAGAAGGCCAAGAUUCUCUGGGGCGCGAGGCAGAAGAACAGAAGCAAAAGAAGCGGAAGCGCUCCCCGUCGCCUGACGUGAUUCCCAACCCUCCAGGGUGCAGUUAUGGGCUGGACUUAGAUUACUUCUGCUAUAGCUCUGAAAGCGAGGAUGAGCAAGAAAUCCCGCUGCCACGAACUGAGCCAAACAAAUCUGGUCGUUUAGCCAAGACAGCUGUCCGCGGCGCCUUGCGCUCAGAGCGGCAUUCGUCGAAGAAAGUCCGCUUUGAUGCGAGUCCAGAAGAUACACCAUCCAAACUCCGACUGCGUGCUCGUGCAACCGACCCAUACCGUGGAAGACACUUCAUUGGAAUGGGUAAUGAUUCUGAGAAUGUUGCCCCAGAGUCUCCCACCCCCGCUCCCCAUGCCGCUGAUGAGUCUUCAAGCCGCCGUCCUGGAUUCGUCCCAAACGUUCAGGGAACUUUCCAGUUAGAUUACGACGCCUUCUCAGACGAUUCCGAAUCCAGCGGGGCCUCUGCUUCAGCAAAUGUCUCCGCCUCCGCACCUACCCCUGCACCUAGCUCACCCACCGCCACUCGGGAUAGUAUCUCCGAAAGUGUGCCACCUACAGAGUCCCGCCAGACUCCACGUCAAGCGGCCCCAGCCCCGUCAACCCCUGCGAAGAUUGACGAAGAGGCUCUCGCCAGAGCUCGCUCACAGGCUGAGAAAUACAAGCCUAAAACCCCUAGUGGCCUUCGUACUGCAAGCAGAUACUCGAGUCCUAUGACUGCUACACCCGACACAAUCUCUGCAACUGCCAUCGCACCCGCAGUCACAUCAACACCUUCCACGUCCGAAAAGGCACUCGCACCUGCGCCUGAGCCCGAGCAGCAGACUAUUGAAGAUUUUGGAGAUGACGAAUUUGCCCGUGAGGCUCAGUGGCUCUAUGAAAAUUGCCCAUCUGGAGACCUCAACGACCUUGUGUGGCCUCAGCCUGUAACAUACGAAGAGCAAGGUUUCAGUCCCGAGGUGAUCGAUCUUGUCAAUGAGAUUUGGGACCCCUCAACUGUCGACUAUGCUUAUACCAACAUCUGGAAGCCUGGCCUUGACGCGUUCAGGCGCGAAUUAGAAUCCGGCGCAUCCGAAGCUACACAAGCAUGA
Messenger RNA from Aspergillus tubingensis, 3321 nucleotides. RefSeq lists its product as uncharacterized. The record is from RefSeq and is a predicted model, not a curated record. Lineage: Eukaryota; Fungi; Ascomycota; Eurotiomycetes; Eurotiales; Aspergillaceae. The coding region runs from base 1 to 3321 and encodes 1106 amino acids. The transcript has 3 exons.